Molecule: messenger RNA, 1299 nt
Organism: Nerophis lumbriciformis (worm pipefish)
Lineage: Eukaryota; Metazoa; Chordata; Actinopteri; Syngnathiformes; Syngnathidae
Source: RefSeq, a predicted model, not a curated record
AUGGCCAGAGCUCUGCGGAGGCUCAUUCAUCUGGUGCUCUUCUGCCCUAUAUCCAAAGGCCUGCAGAGUCGGCUGCCAUCCGUCAAGGUGAAGUACCUCCUCCUGGCAUGGUUGGGCGUUCUGGUGGCCAGUUGGGUGCUCUACAUGCAGUACGCCUCCUACUCGGAACUGUGCCGUGGACACGUCUGCCGAGCAGUCAUCUGCGACCACUACGGCAGAGGUGUCAUCUCCGGGUCAUCUUGCAAGGCUCUUUGCGAGCAAAAAACGCUGACGCUGGGCCACUGCCUUUCCACCUCCUCUCAACAUCAGGUGUACGGCGGCCACUGGAAGGAGAGGCCGGUUGUAAUCAAGUGCGGCAUUGAGGAGGGGGUCAAAACCGACGGCGGUCCCGAUUCAGUGCACCGACGCAAGAAAAGCUUGUUCGAUAAACCCACGCGUGGAACCUCCAUGGAUGAGUUUAAGGAGAUGCUGCUAAACUUUCUCAAGGCUAAUUUCGGGGAACAGCCAUCCUUGAGCGCCCUGGUAGACAGGAUCAUUUCACUGGCAGAUGUCAACCAGGACAACAAACUGUCCUUGGCGGAGGCCAAGUCCAUCUGGGCCCUCCUUCAUGUCAACGAGUUCCUCCUGAUGGUGGCGUUGCAGGAGAAGGAGCACACUCCCAAGCUCCUGGGCUUCUGCGGGGACCUGUACGUGACCGAGCCAUUGGGUCACACCUCCCUCUACAGGCUGGAGGUGCCGCCCUACAUGCAGGCCCUGGUGCCAGGCGCCCUGGUGUCUGGGCUGAACCACUGGCUGGCCCCGGCCUGGCCCCGGCGGGCCCGCAUCACCAUCGGCCUGCUGGAGUUUGUGGAGGAGGUCUUUCACGGGCCCUACGGCAGCUUCCUAAUCUGCGACGCCAGCCCACGCCACGUGGGCUACAAUGCCAAGUAUGACUGCAAGAUGGCUGACCUGCGCGCCGUGGCCUCGGAAGCUACAGUGCGGACGCACCUGAAGGGACGACGCUGCGAGACCAACGCCGACUGCACGUACGGCCGCGACUGCACAGCCACCUGCGACAGACUGGCAAAGCGCUGCAACGCUGACGUAGUGCAGCCCAACCUGGCCAAGGUAUGUGCACUUCUGCAGGACUUCCUGCUCUUCGGUGCACCGCCCGAGCUGCGAGGUGACCUGGAGCGACAGCUGCGCACCUGCGUCACCCUUAGCGGACUUGCCAGCCAGAUGGAGGUGCACCAUUCGCUAGUCCUCAACAACCUUAAGACACUUCUGUGGAAGAAGAUCUCUAACACGCAGUACUCCUGA